Zophobas morio is the source of this 786-nucleotide messenger RNA. RefSeq lists its product as uncharacterized. The coding region runs from base 73 to 729 and encodes 218 amino acids. NCBI's taxonomy places the organism in Eukaryota, Metazoa, Arthropoda, Insecta, Coleoptera, Tenebrionidae. Gene Ontology annotation, biological process: protein secretion; vesicle-mediated transport. Gene Ontology annotation, cellular component: Golgi membrane. The record is from RefSeq and is a predicted model, not a curated record. The transcript is spliced from 5 exons.
UUGUUCCCGCUCUAGUUUCGCACAUGUGUCACGUAAACGUCAACUUUGACGUUUGGUUUAUUGUCAAUAAACAUGUCAUCGGCUACAUUGCCCCUUCUGGAGGAUGACACCAUCGCCUUCGGUGAGGAAGACUUGGACACGGGUGCUGCCAAGGACACCCUAAAGCACCCCUACGUAACUUUUUUCCAUUUAGCCUUCCGAGGGGCCUCCAUUUUCGUCUAUUUGUUUUGUCGUUUGUUCAGUGAUAGUUUCAUUUCCACUUUCGUGACAGUUGUUUUGCUGCUCUCGAUGGAUUUCUGGACCGUCAAAAACAUUACGGGUCGUCUCAUGGUGGGUUUGCGAUGGUGGAACUACGUGGAUGAUGACGGGAAGUCUCAUUGGGUUUUUGAAUCCCGAAAGGGUCAAUUACAGGGCAGGGUGAACGAAAGAGAAUCUAGAAUUUUUUGGACGACUCUUGUUUUGACGCCGUUGUUAUGGAGUGUUUUCUUUAUAAUUGCGUUGUUUGGGUUGAGCUUGAAGUGGAUGUUGCUCGUAAUGAUUGCAUUGGUGCUCAGCGGAGCCAAUUUGUAUGGAUAUUUUAAGUGUAAAGUGGGUGCGAAAGAGAGUGUUGGUUCUGUUACGUCGGACUUUUUCCGAAGACAAGUCCUACAAAGCGCAGUAUCGCUGGUUACGAGGGAGAAUACGGCACCUCAAGCUAAUCCUAUGAGUCAACCUGCCAAUGUAGUUUAGUUUAUUUAUGUUUGUAAAUAUUUCUAAAUGUUGUGAUAAUUAAAUAAUUCCAUUUAA